Priapulus caudatus is the source of this 3841-nucleotide messenger RNA. RefSeq lists its product as uncharacterized. Gene Ontology annotation, molecular function: nucleic acid binding. Lineage: Eukaryota; Metazoa; Priapulida; Priapulimorpha; Priapulimorphida; Priapulidae. The record is from RefSeq and is a predicted model, not a curated record. Gene Ontology annotation, biological process: DNA integration.
AAUGGUCAAGAACAACAUCCGGUACAACCGCGACCGGUACCAGGCAUACGACCACCACAGCCCGUGUGUUAUGAAUGUACUCCUGCAGAGAACUGGAAAAUAUUCAAACAAAAGUGGGGUAACUAUGCGCUAAUCACAAAUCUAGCAGCUCAGGCAAGAGAAUACCAAGUAGCUCUGUUGUUGCAUACAUUAGGGGAGGAAGCCCUCAAGGCAUAUAACGGUUUCCAGUUCAGCACACCUGCAUCACAGAGAACUGUAGAUGAAGUCUUAGAGCAGUUUGACAAAUUUGCAAUUGGAGAAAUCAACGAAACCUACGAGCGCUAUUUGUUCAACAAAAGAGACCAAAAAGAGUCUGAAAGCUUUGAAUAUUUUCAUGCCAGCAUAAGGUCAUUAGUGAAGACAUGCAAUUAUUGUGACAGCUGCGUUUCAUCCAUCAUCAGGGACAGAAUCGUGUUAGGUAUACACGACUCUAGUACGCAGCAGGCUUUGUUGAAAGAGAGAAACCUAACACUGGUGACAUGCAUUGACGUGUGCAAGGCGGCAGAAAACGCGGCCACACAAUGCAAGACGCUUCGCCCUGAGACCGUCAACAAAGUAACUGCCCCGAAACAGAAGGCGACGCGUCCCCUUAGAAUGGCACAGCAACCACAGGAAAAAAUCUGCAAGUUCUGUAGGCUCUCACAUGUGUUUGUAAAGUCUGCAUGCCCAGCAUGGGGGAAGACAUGUAAUGUAUGUAAACAAAGAAAUCAUUUUGCGAAAAAAUGUCCCAACUCCAAGCAGCCACGAGCUAGGGAGGUUCACAGAGUGGCAGAAGAUGAAUCGAGUGAAUCUGACGGGCAAGAGUGGCUCAACUCUGUCAGAUCACCUAAACCGUAUAAAGAGAUAAAGUGCCUAAUGUCAAUUGGGAAACACAAGGUUGUGUUCCAGGUGGACACUGGAGCAUCUGUGAACAUUCUGCCAGCUCGUUUUGCACCAAGUGUGACCCCAACGACUAAAAAAUUGAAGAUCUGGAAUGGCAACGAGUACAGCCCUCUCGGAACAUGUCGUACAACUGUACGUAACCCUAAGGGGGGCAAGAAGUAUUCAGUGGAGUUCACAGUGGUGAAAGAGGAUCUAACACCCCUUCUGGGGCUAAAGACAGCUGAGCAAAUGAAACUGAUAGUGGUCAACGAGGAGCAAGUGGAAAGAGUAGCAGUUGUGGCAAUCACUGACAGACAUGCUGCUCUGUUUGACGAAACACUUGGAACGUUUCACGGUAGGUCACACCUGAAUGUGGACAACACAGUGAUACCAGUAGUGAUGCCUGCUAGGAGAGUACCACUUGCAAUUCGUCCCAGACUGAAAACAGAACUGGAGCGUUUGACAGAGAUUGGUGUCAUCACUCCAGUAGAUGAACCAACCCCGUGGGUCAGCCAGCUCGUGAUUGCUGAAAAGAAGUCUGGCAAGCUGCGGAUAUGCUUAGACCCUCGGGAGCUCAACAAGGCCCUAAAAAGGGAGCAUUAUACACUGCCAAUAUUAGAUGACAUGCUACAUGAGUUGAGUCAAUCCCGUGUGUUCUCGAAGGCCGAUCUAGCACAGGGAUACUGGCACGUUCAACUAGACACAGAGUCCAGUAUGCUCACGACAUUUCAAACAUGUUUUGGACGAUAUAGGUGGCUGAGACUCCCAUUCGGCACAUCAGUUUCGUCUGAAAUCUUUCAGAAGAGACUCAUUGAUGCACUUGGCGGGCUGACGGGAGUAGCAUGUAUCGCCGAUGAUGUGAUAAUUCACGCAGCAACAGUCGAAGAACAUGACCAGGUACUGGAUGCAUUCCUGGCAAGAUGUCGCGAAAAGGGGAUCAAACUGAACAGCGAUAAAUUCCAGCUGCUGAUGGAAGAAUUAACAUUCAUGGGUCACCGCAUCUCAAAAGAUGGCUUGCAGGUUGAUGAUGAGAAAGUCAGAGCUGUCAUGGCGAUGAAACCACCUACAAACAUGGACGGUCUACGUCGAUUCUUGGGGUUAGUGAACUACAUGGCCAAGUUUCUGCCCAACCUCACUGAGGUGGUACAGCCUCUACGCAAUCUCAUGAAGAAGGAUGUGCCAUGGACGUGGUCUGCGACACAAGACCAAGCAUUCCUGCGGGUGAAAGAGAUGGUGUCCAACACGCCAGUUCUUGCAUUUUACGACCCUACGAAAGAUCUAGUAUUAGAGAAUGAUGCUAGUGAAUAUGGAGUGGGGUCAGUGUUGCUCCAAGAUGGUCGACCUGUAGCGUUCGCGAGUCGUUCUCUGACAGACACAGAGACAAGAUACGCGCAAAUCGAAAAAGAAAUGCUCGCUGUAGCAUUCGGGUUGGAGAAAUUCCAUUACUACACAUACGGUCGGAAAGUGACAAUAGUCACAGAUCACAAGCCACUGGUAGCGAUUGUGUCAAAACCGUUGUCAAAGGCACCCAGGAGACUACAGUCUCUACUGUUGCGGACCCAGAAAUACGUGUUUGGACUUGUAUAUAAACCAGGUACAUCCAUACCUGUGGCUGAUGCACUGUCUCGCAAUCCACUACCAGACAAACCAGUCACAGACGUUGUAACAGUUAACAACGUUUCCUUUUCUCCCAUCAGGAGGGGCCGUUUGGAGGAGAUUCGGGUAGCGUCGGAAAAGGAUCAGACGUUUACAGAACUCAAGAGCACAAUCAUGAAAGGAUGGCCAGAUGACAAAUCAAGGUUACCACCUACAAUCACUCCGUUUUUCAACUACAGAGACGAACUUUCAGUGCAAGACGGUAUCAUACUUCGAGGUGAGAGAGUAGUUAUCCCAAGGUCCAUGCGGGCGGAUAUCAAACGCAAGGUACAUGCUGGACACAUGGGCAUCAACUCCUGUCUACGGAGGGCACGUGAGUUAGUUUUCUGGCCGGGAAUGUCGGCUGACAUUCGCCAGCAUGUUGAGGCAUGCAAUGUGUGUGCUACAUACAGUGACAGGCAAGGACCUGAAACAUUGUUCAUGCAUGAAGUUCCAGGCCGUCCGUGGGAGAAGGUUGGCUCUGACCUGUUGUCCUUUGAAGGUAGAACAUACAUAGUCACGGUUGACUACUACAGCAAGUUCUUUGAAAUUGACUACCUCAUUGACACAGGCUCUGCGGCGGUCAUAGACAAGUUAAAACAUCAUUUCGCCCGACAUGGCAUACCUGACACGGUUAUCACUGACGGUGGACCUCAGUACAACUCGGAGAAGUUUAGAACAUUCAGCACAAAAUGGGGGUUUACACAUGAAAUGACAAGCCCAGGGAAUAGCAAGGCCAAUGGAGUGGCUGAGGCAGCGGUAAAGUCGGCGAAAAAACUCAUGCGAAAAUGUAAGGCAUCUAGAGAGGACCCCUAUCUCGGACUACUCAACCUAAGAAACACACCAACGGAGAGUCUCCAGACUAGCCCGGCACAGAGACUUGUGGGCAGGAGGACUAAAACUAUGUUGCCAACUACAUUAGACAGAUUAAGACCAACGAACCAGGAUGCCGAGGUUACUAAAAUGGACGACAAGCGAGCAACGCUGGCCCAGCGUAAGAAUGAGUUCAGACAUGAUCUUCCACCAUUGAGGGUCGGUGACACGGUCAGGAUGCAACCGAUUCAGACAGGGUUAAAAGAGUGGAAGCCCGCUACGGUUACUAAACAGAUCAAAAGCAGAACAUAUGAGGUGACGGCUAGCAACGGUAGAACGUAUAAACGUAACAGACAGUUCUUGCGAGUUUCUAGAGCCAAUGACGCUCUUGGAAAUGAAAAGGUGACUCAUGUGCCUACGGUUGUAGGUAAGACCACAACUGGAGAGCUGGUAGUCCCGACUACGUCGAAGGAGCCGGCUGAUGUUACGACAC